AUGCCUCACAUCCAAGGCACCCACGACCCCAAGCGAGAGCCAUUGGCCAUCGUGGGCUUCUCGAUCAAGUUCCCCCAAGAUGCGGUGUCGGAAGAAGGCUUUUGGGAUAUGCUUCUCAAGGGCCGCAUGGCCCAGACCGAAAUACCCAAGGAUCGCCUGAAUAUUGACGCGUUUCAUGGACGGAAACAGAAUGGAUAUGAUACUCUCGGCGUCCGUGCCGGAUAUUUUCUGAAAGAAGAUAUUGCUGCCUUUGACGCGGGAUUCUUCUCAAUGUCAACUGCUGAGGCUACUGCCGCCGAUCCUCUACAAAGAGGGCUGCUAGAGACAACAUAUAGAGCUUUGGAGUCUGCGGGCAUGAAAAUCGAAGAUGUGGCUGGCUCUAAUACCUCCGUCUUUGUCGGUUGUUUGUCGGACGACUAUAAGACCCUGAAUAGCAAAGACCCAGAACGCCUCGCCCAAUACGCCACCACCGGAGUCCUUGACUCUAUGCUCGCAAAUAGGCUCAGUUGGUUUUACAAUUUCACAGGCAACAGCGUGACACUCGACACCGCUUGCUCCAGCAGUUUGAUAGCACUCGACCUUGCAUGUCAGGGCCUGCUUGCUGGGGAAUCAGAUAUGACAGUGGUAGCCGGGUGUAAUUUGAUGUUUUCCCCAGAUUUAUGGCUCUUGCUGGACGGCAUCAAUGUCUUGUCGCCAGACGGGAUAUCUCAAAGUUUCGACAGUCGUGCCAACGGCUAUGGACGAGGCGAAGGGUUUGCUACUAUAAUCGUCAAACGACUGUCAGAUGCCCUCCGAGACAAUGAUACCAUUCGCGCUGUUAUCCGUUCUACAGGCUCGAACCAAAACGGCCAUACCCCAUCUGGCAUUACUCAGACCAGUCAGGCGGCACAGGAGUCCUUGGUGCGGGCAACGUAUGCAAAAGCAGGUAUAGACAUGGGUCUGACUCAAUAUGUCGAGGCACAUGCAACUGGAACCAAGUUUGGCGACGCUGUCGAACUAAAGUCCAUUGGUCGGACAUUUCGCUCCUCACGACCAUCCUCAGACGACCCUCUACAUGUCGGAUGUGUCAAACCCAAUAUAGGCCAUCUGGAAGGAGCCAGUGGGCUAGCUGGAAUCAUCAAAACAGUUCUCGUUCUCGAGAACGGGAUUAUACCCCCUGUAGCGGGGUUUGAAAAGAUCAAUAUUAGGGCAAAUGAGUCGUAUCUCAGGAUCAAAAUUCUUAGAGAACCCACACAGUGGCCGACCCAAGGCCUUCGAAGAGCAUCGGUAAAUUCUUUCGGUGUCGGUGGCAGCAAUGCUCAUGUUGUUCUCGAUGACGCGUAUCACUUUCUCGAGACACAUGGCUUGACUGGAAACACCAACACUAAAGUACAACCUAAUAUGCACAAUGCCACAAAUCUUGUCGCCCCGCCAGGCACUGGAACUAAUAACAAGCACACAACGAACGGCCAAGUUGUUUUGAUCUGGUCAUCAGGUGACGAGUCUGGCAUCAGCCGUAUCGCUCAGCAAUUCGCACAAUACGCUAAGAGUCUUACACAUUGUCAGCAAGAGUUGAUGUCCAACCUGGCGUACACCCUUAACCAUAGAAGGAGCCUGCUAAGACAUAGGUCCUUUGCAGUUGUCACGUCGAUAGCCGAUUUGGAAAAUCUCGAGACCCAGAUAUCAACUCCUGUGAAUACAUCCCCGGACAGCCCCCGUAUUGGAUUUGUCUUUACUGGCCAGGGCGCCAUCUGGCCUAAAGUGGCCCAGGAACUCUGUGUUUACUCGUCCUUUUUACGUUCUCUCAAAGAAGCAGAACAAUAUCUCCAAAUUUUGAAUUGCACUUGGAAACUCACAGGCAAGUGCAAUACUCUUCAUGACGAGCUUUUCAAGGAUCCGGAAGAGUCAAACGUUUACCGUUCAGAAUAUAGUCAACCUUUAAGCACAGUUAUCCAAAUAGCCUUGAUUGAUUUACUACACAGCUUUGGAAUAAAGCCAGCAGCAGUUGUCGGCCAUUCUUCAGGAGAGAUAGCAGCCGCUUACUGUUCUGGUGCAAUUUCAAAAGAGUCCGCCUGGAAAAUAGCCUACUACCGAGGGCUUUUAUCAGCAAAAAUGCACGAAGCCGGUCGUCCACGUGGAGCAAUGCUUGCCGUGUUACUUUCCGAAGCUAAAAUUUUACCGUAUUUGGAAGCGGUAGAAAAAAUCCAUAGUGGCAGUGGUCUUCAGAUUGCAUGUUACAAUAGUCAGGAAAAUCUCACCAUCUCAGGUGACGAAUGCCAUAUCGAUACUUUACAAUCCUUCUUGACCGAAGCUGGGCACCGAUGGCACCGAUUGAAAGUUGAUGUUGCAUAUCAUUCCACCCAUAUGACCACCAUUUCCGACGAAUUUCUUUCUCUCAUAAGUGGCAUUGAGGGCUCGACUGACAACAAAGAAAAUUGCUCAACUCUCAUGGUGUCUACUCUCACAGGCACCCUGGUGACUGCUGAUGAGCUAUUUGAUCCGAAAUAUUGGGUUCGCAAUCUUGUCUCACCAGUUAAGUUUCAACAGGCUAUAUCUCAAUUAUGCAAGCCGCCAGUGGCAAACAAUCGUGUCCUCAAAUUGGACAUGAGUCAUCGCAAAAAUUGCUCUGUCGACUUUCUCGUCGAAGUAGGACCACACUCGGCACUUCAGAGCCCGAUCCGCAGUGUUCUCCAAGCUUGUAGCAACACUACCUCCGAGUACAUUUCAGUUCUACAACGGAAUCGCAAUGGUUUAUCCACUGUACUGAGUGCUGCUGGGAAGCUUUUCUGUGUCGGAUACCCCAUUGAUCUCGCUCAAGUGAAUCGAUUGACGGAGAAAAAGAACCUUUCGUUGUUCAGUGGUUUGCCCCAAUACCCGUUUAACCACAACCGAGUGUAUUGGCAUGAAAGCCGGCUCAGCAGUAGUACUCGCUUUGCAACACACGGAAAACAUGAGCUGCUUGGUAAACCAGUGGCGGACUGGAAUCCUCUCGAUGCACGGUGGCGCCGGUUUUUGAACACGGCCGAUGUGCCUUGGCUGGAAGAUCACAAGGUCCAAAACCAGGUCUUGAUGCCCGGUGCAGGCAUGCUAAUCAUGGCGAUCGAAGCCACAAAACAACUAGCGAGUGAAGACCGUCACAUCAUUGCAUUUGAACUAAGCGACAUAAAAUUUCUUGCUGCCUUAGUGGUACAUUCUACCGAAACAGUCGAGAGUCAGUUAUCGAUUCGACCCAGACAACAGAACGACAUAUAUUCAAGAGAUGAGUCCUCGUUCGAGUUUAGACUAUUUUCGUUCAUGAAUGGUCAUUGGACGGAGCACUGUCGAGGGAAUAUUGCCCUUCAAUAUGAACAUGAUCACCCUUUGGAAAUUGGCAGGGCCGAAUAUCCCGUCCGAGGUAAUCAAAAUCUGACUCAAACGGUAAAUAAUUUCGAUGGUGAACCGGCAGGUACGCGCCAAUUGUAUCGCUUUCUCAACCAUCAUGGGUUUGCGUAUGGUCCAGCUUUUCAAGUUCUUGAAAACAUGAAAGUUGCAGAAAAUCAGGCCAUUGCAGACGUCAAGGUACACAGCGAACCACAUGCACACGGAAAUUACAAUUCCUACACGAUACACCCGAUUACUCUUGACGGUGUAAUGCAAGUAGUGCUUGCUUCUCUGACGAAAGGCGGCUCAGAGUCAAUUCCGACAAUGGUGCCAACACAAAUCGAUCGUUUGCGAGUGUCUAGCUCUGUACAAUAUUCAUCACCAGGGGACGGCAAAGACUUCCUCAAUGCAGUAGCUCAAGUCACUACAUCGUCGUUUUCAUGGUCUAAAGCCACGGUUACUGUCCUCGACCAAUCUCAAGAUCAGAUAUUGUUGAAUCUGGAUGGCCUUCGUUUUACUGCUGUUUCCAGCGGCAGUAGCGGCGGUGAUAAUGUGGAAUCCCGUUCUGACUUGUGUCGACGAAUUGAUCGGCAGCCUGACGUGACCCUGCUCGCCAAUGAUGAGAUUAGCAUCCUUUGCAGGCGUGAAACACCGCUAGAAGCCGUCAAUCAAGCACAGGAAUGUCACAAAAUUGAUCACUUAAUCUAUCUCUCAUGGGCCGAAACACUUCGAGACUGGGAUGAAAAUAGCUGCUUUCCAAAUGUCCCCACUACUAUUCAAAAAUAUGCCAAGUGGGCCAAGCGUCAACUCAAACUUUACUGCCCAGACAGCAUUAAAAACCAGGAUCUCCAUGAUUCAACCCAGCUGCUAAGCUAUCGCAGAGAGGUCGAAGAAACCUCCCACCGAGGCAAACUCUACGGGCUAGUCUCAAAAAGUUUGCCAUCAUUGCUAAGCGGAGAGUUGGAUCCGCUAUCUCUGCUAUUCCAAGACGAUCUCGUGUCCCAAUUCUAUCAAGAAAUGAACAAUGAUAUAAGCUUUCAUGCUCUUUCGCAGUACCUCACCCUGCUCACCCAUCAGAACCCAUCUAUCAACAUGCUUGAAAUUGGAGCUGGUACUGGAGCUACGACUCGGAUAAUCCUGGAUAAAUUGCACCCUCCUGGGAACCAGGAUAACAACGCCCAUUAUAAAAGUUAUGACUUUACUGAUAUUUCACCGUCAUUUUUUGAAAAGGCUCGUGCCGAGUUUGGCCAUCUACAUGCGAUGAAUUUCAAAGUCCUUGAUGUCGAGCAACCCCCUGGUGAACAAGGCUUCGAGUUGGGAACUUACGAUGUCAUUAUUGCUGCCAACGUUUUACACGCAACAAAAUCAUUGGAUGAAACUUUAAGCCGUGUUAGAUCCCUUCUGAAAGACGGGGGAAAGCUCGUUUUGGUCGAAAUGGUGCGACCGGAACUUGCGAGGACCGGAUUUGUCUUUGGGCUUUUGCAAGGGUGGUGGCUCGGUGCCGACGACAAUCGUGAGUGGGGACCACUUAUCACUGAAAAUGAGUGGCAUGAAAGACUUAUCCGAAGUGGCUUCUCUGGAACGGACAUGGUCUUUCGUGAUUCGGAACAAACAGACUGUCAUGAAAUGUCAGUUCUUAUUUCAACGGCCGUACAUUGUACACCGAAAGAGUCGUGCAAGCCUGGGCAUCCACCUCUUGUUGUUGUUCUCCCGAAUGAUCAGUCACUGUAUAAUUUUUGUCAUGGCGAUUUCAAACUCCAAGUGGAGGAGUCUGCUAGCUUUGAAAUACACGACAUACUACCUCUCGACAAAGUGUCUGAAAAAGAAAUCCCUAGUUCUGCUAUUUUUAUCUUCAUGCUUGAACUGGACGAUAGUUUUAUCUCUUCAAUCUCGCCUGAGAGCUUUCAUGCUCUGAAGAAAAUAUUUAGCUAUGCCAACGGUGUUGUUUGGAUUACUCGCUCCGGGUCCGAUGCUUGUCCCAGCUACCAGAUGGUCGAGGGUCUGGCGCGCACCAUUCGGAGAGAAAAUAGCAAAACCACGUUUCUCACCGUUGCAUUCGACACGCCAUCAAGAGAUCUCUCGAGAUCUCAGAUAAAUAAACUCUGCCAAAUUAUGAAACGAACCGACUUUGACCAACAAGAGAUAUCAUACGAUGGUGAUUAUUUUGAACGCGAUGGUAAAAUGCACAUAGGGAGAGUAAAAGUCAAUAAGCAGUUGAGUGAUGCAGUUGCCAGUCACACACUGGUUGAAACAACAGGGCCUGAUGGUGCAGUGGAACCUGGAUCUUCUCUAGCCUUGGAGGUUAAAAUUAAAACACCAGGUGCUCUAGAUAGCCUCCAUUUCACCAAUGACACCAUAUGCGCCACUCCGCUCAAGGAGGAUGAGCUCGAAAUUCGGGUGGAAGCAAGUGGUGUAAUUUUCCGUGACUGUCUCAUGGCGAGCGGGAAAAUCCCUCUUACAAAUUUUGGGCUCGAAUGCGCGGGUGUUGUUACAAGAGCCGGUGCUCAAUCUGGGUUUAUCCCCGGUCAGCGAGUUUAUGGAAUGGCUGAUGGCACCAUCAAGAGCUUUGCCCGGUUCAAUCGGUAUUGCGCUAGUGAAAUACCUAGAAAUCUGUCUUUUACCGAGGCUGCUUCUAUUCCGAUUUCAUUCAUCACUGCGUAUCAUUCUUUAUCGAGGAUGGCUCGGAUAUGCCCUGGAGAAAGUUUGUUGAUUCAUUCAGCCGCCGGUGGCACUGGACAGGCUGCUAUCCAGGUUGCAAGACACUUGGGCGUAACUGAAAUUUUUGCGUCUGUCAGCACCGAAGCAAAGAAAGAGUAUUUGAUGAAUACUUAUGGUAUUCCAGCGGAUCAUAUAUUCAACAGCAGGGUAACCUCAUUCGCAGACGAGAUUGCGAGAAUGACCGAAGACGGCGUAGAUGUUGUUCUCAACUCCUUGUCUGGCCAAGGAUUGCUGGCAUCAUGGAACUGCAUGGCACCGUACGGAAGAUUUAUUGAACUUGGAAAGCGUGACAUUAUCGAUAAUAACAGCCUUCCAAUGCAGCCAUUUCUGAGAAAUGUUUCUUAUAGUGCGGUUGACAUCCAGGCUAUGGUCAAGGAACGCCCUCGAUUAUUAGCGAAUUCCCUGGAAGAAAUCUCCAAGUUACUGGCAGACCAACACUUGCAUCCAAUAAACCCUCUGAAGACGUUUGGAUUUUCAAAAUUUGGGGAAGCCGUUCAUCACAUGUUAAGUGGUAGAAGUGUUGGCAAGGUGGUUCUGGUGAAGGAGCCCAGCCCGUCACUUCCUGUAAUGCUACAAACCGAAAGUGGCUUGUUAUCAUCCGACAAGAGUUAUGUCAUAGCAGGUGGCUUGGGAGGAGUUGGCCGAAGUAUUGCACGCUGGAUGGUUGAACAUGGAGCACGAUAUCUUGUCUUGAUUUCACGCUCUGGGCUGUCUAACCUUGCAGCUAAACGCUUUGUUCAAGAAUUGCAAGCACGUGGAGUGACUGUCAACACUCCAGCAUGUGAUAUUGCAAGUUCCGAAUCUCUUCAAUCUGUCCUUGAGACUGUCAAGAGUUCAUUGCCUCCAAUCGCUGGCUGUAUCCAGGCUGCAAUGGUUCUGAAAGACUCUUUGUUUGAGAAAAUGUCACACGAUGAUUGGAAGACGGCCGUGAAGCCGAAAGUCAACGGGUCCUGGAAUUUGCAUUCGCUUCUUCCUGAUAACCUCGACUUUUUCAUCCUCCUUUCCUCCCUGGGAGGCAUUGUAGGAUUUUCUGGACAGUCCAACUAUGCCUCUGGAAAUACGUAUCAAGAUGCAUUGGCACGAUAUCGUCGUGCCCGUGGCCUAAGCGCGGUAUCAGUAGACCUCGGGGGCAUGUUUUCGGAUGGCUACAUAUCAGAAAAUGAGGAGGUGGCUGAGCGAAUUUUUUCUCCAGGAUAUUACACGCCGCUUUACCGAAACGAUCUAUUUGCAUUGUUGGGUAAUCUCUGCCGUCCUAAUGCACAAUACGAUGCACAAGUGCUUUUCGGUCUCACUAGACCGGCACACCUCUCUUCGGGCGAAUUCAAGACUUAUUCCAAUGGUGUUCUCGCUCCUCCUCUUUUCAGCGCGAUGUGGAACAAUCACGGAGUAUCGGAUAUCAACUCAUCAGCCACUGCUUCGGCCCAGGUAGCCCUUGACUUUCAGUCUAAAUUUAUCCAAGCUCAAACCGAGGUGGAAGCCGGUGAGGUCGUGGCGCAAGCGACCAUUCGUAAACUGCAAAGCAUCCUACCCAAUAUGGAAAAGGCGGAGAUAUGGAAGCCCAUGUUGACAUAUGGCGUGGAUUCUCUCGUGGCGGUCGAGUUGAGGAACUGGUAUUCGAAAGAAUUCCGUGCGCAGGUCACAGCUUUUGAUAUUAUGGGAGGGGAGAGUUUUAUGGGGUUGGGGACUAGAAUUGCCAUGCUGAGUGAACUACGGAAGAGCAAAGAUUCAUCAUAG
Molecule: messenger RNA, 7791 nt
Organism: Talaromyces rugulosus
Lineage: Eukaryota; Fungi; Ascomycota; Eurotiomycetes; Eurotiales; Trichocomaceae
Exons: 12
Coding region: 1-7791 (2596 amino acids)
Biological process (GO): secondary metabolite biosynthetic process; fatty acid biosynthetic process
Molecular function (GO): oxidoreductase activity; fatty acid synthase activity; 3-oxoacyl-[acyl-carrier-protein] synthase activity
Source: RefSeq, a predicted model, not a curated record